Molecule: messenger RNA, 1494 nt
Organism: Aspergillus fumigatus Af293
Lineage: Eukaryota; Fungi; Ascomycota; Eurotiomycetes; Eurotiales; Aspergillaceae
Product: snoRNA-binding rRNA-processing protein ENP1
Biological process (GO): rRNA processing
Cellular component (GO): preribosome, small subunit precursor; cytoplasm; nucleolus
Molecular function (GO): snoRNA binding
Source: RefSeq, a predicted model, not a curated record
AUGCCCAAAGUAAUAUCCUCUCGAGCUGCUGCAGCAGCCGCCCGCAGGCACAAUCCUCUGGCCGAGGAUAUCAUAACCUCGGGCCAUCUUCGAACCCAAUCAAGCAAGAAGAGCAAGCGUCAAGGGCGGCAAGAUGAUGAUGGUGAAGAUGGAGAGCGGUACAUUGACGCGAAAAUGACGAGAAAGAUCUUACAGAUUGGGCAAGAACUGGCGGAAGAAGAUGCCGCGGAGCACGAAGCUGCAAUUGGUGCAGCCAAUAUGGCAACUAAUUCAGCCUUCAAUUUUGAGUCGAGAUUUGAAGAUGAUGAAGCUUUAUCCGACGAUGAGGAGAAGUUUCGCGAAGACGAGUGGGGUGAUGAAGAAGAGGUCGAGGAAGUGGAGGUUGAUCCAAAUGACCUUGACAUGUUCAACAAGUUUAUUCCAGGUGGUGACGAAGAUCCUAUAUUCAAUCCUCGAGGAACCGAUACUGGCCGGAGCACCAAUCUGGCUGAUCUCAUAUUGGAGAAGAUCGCAGAACAUGAAGCGAAACAGUCCGGUAAUGGUGGACCCAUGAUUCAAGGUGGAGGAUUGCCCGAAGACGCCGUUCAGAUACCCGCAAAAGCUGUUGAAGUCUACGAAAAAGUCGGCAUGAUAUUGUCUCGCUACAAGUCCGGACCUCUUCCCAAGCCUUUCAAGAUUCUUCCCUCUGUCCCCAAUUGGCCAACUCUUCUCUCUAUCACUCGCCCCGAGUCGUGGACAGCGAACGCUGUUUAUGCCGGGACUAGGAUUUUCAUAUCAUCGAAGCCAGCCGUUGCACAGGAGUUCAUAUCGACAGUUCUCCUUUACCGCGUUCGAGAGGAGAUUCACGAAACAAAGAAGUUAAAUGUUCAUACCUACAAUGCUCUGAAGAAGGCGCUGUACAAGCCAGCUUGCUUUUUCAAAGGCCUGCUGUUCCCACUGGUAUCGAGUGGUACUUGCACUCUACGGGAGGCGCACAUCGUCUCUUCUGUCAUCGCACGUGUAUCUAUCCCAGUAUUGCACUCCGCAGCUGCUCUACUUCGCAUGUGCGACCUCGCCGCAGAACAGUCUCUCAGAUCUCUCGAAAGCACGGGUGCGGUCAAUGUCUUCAUCCGUGUGUUCCUCGAGAAGAAGUACGCGCUUCCAUAUAAGGUGAUUGACGCUCUCGUUUUCCAUUUUCUGCGCUUCCGCGCUUGCGACAAUGCCGAGGACUCGAUGAUGACCGAUGGACCUUCUGGGGCUGCUACGAAAGCGUAUAAGCUUCCUGUUCUUUGGCACCAGUCAUUAUUGGUCUUUGCCCAACGUUAUCGCAACGAUAUCACUGAAGAUCAGCGUGAAGCUCUCCUUGACCUGUUGUUAGUUCGGGGCCACAAGGAUAUCGGCCCUGAGGUCAGACGGGAAUUGUUGGCAGGUAGAGGACGCGGCGUGGUUGUACCUGACCCAGAAAAGCAGGGCGCUCUCGACGCUGGCGAUGACACGAUGGAUGUCACGUUUUAG